Molecule: messenger RNA, 13206 nt
Organism: Antechinus flavipes (yellow-footed antechinus)
Lineage: Eukaryota; Metazoa; Chordata; Mammalia; Dasyuromorphia; Dasyuridae
Exons: 6
Coding region: 120-9653 (3177 amino acids)
Biological process (GO): regulation of DNA-templated transcription
Molecular function (GO): RNA polymerase II cis-regulatory region sequence-specific DNA binding; DNA-binding transcription factor activity, RNA polymerase II-specific
Source: RefSeq, a predicted model, not a curated record
UGAAGCAACAGCUGCCGCAUAGCCCGGGGCCGCACAGCCCGGGGCACGUCCGCAGGAGCCGGCACGGGUGUCAAGGGUCCGAAGAAGGGGGGCUGCCGGCCCCGGACGUGAGGAGGACCAUGGAGGACCCGGACGCAAGGCUGGAGGGGAGAGGGGAGUCCCCAAAGGAAGGGAGGAGGAGGAGAAGACGGAGGAAGGACAAGGAGCCGCUGGUGCCCCUCCACUUUCAGGCUUCCAUGACGUUCCAGGACGUGGCCGUGGACUUCAGCCGGGAGGAGUGGAAAUGCCUGGACGAUGCUCAGAAGGCCUUGUACCGGGACGUGAUGCUGGAGAACUACGAGAACCUGGUCUCCCUGGGUUUCCCUGUUUCCAAGACGGAUGUGAUGUCCCUGCUGGAGAGAAGAGACACCCCCCGGAGGUCGAAGGAGCGCGGCCGCAGAGAACUUCGUUCAGAUUCCAUUAAUCAAGAGUCCAGAUUUGGAACCAAGAUAACAGAUCAGAUGCAGGACUUUUGUAUGAAGACAUCAUCCAAGGAAAAACAACCAAAGGUUCUUCCUUUGCAUUCCAAGAUGACAGAUGCUGGAAAAUGUGAUGUUAAUUUAGAGAAACAGAAGGGAAACCCAAAGAGACAAUCCAGACAAAUAACAAUCACUCCCAGAAAAACUGUUAGUAAAGGGAGGGCACCCAGCAAAAAUUUUAGCUUGGGGUCAGUUCCACUGUGGAAAAGGAAACGUCUCAGAAAAUAUGAGACACGUAGAACAAGUGUUGGGCAUUUUUCAGGUCUAGAUAUAAAGAAGAACCUUUCUAAGUAUAACAAAUGUAGGAAGCCUUUCAGUUACCACUCAGACCUAAUUAAAUUCCAUAGACUACAUGCUCGAGCAAAACUUCAUGAAAAUAAUGAAUGUAGAAAAGCCUCUGGGAGACAAUCAAAUCUUAUUAAAAAAUUGGGCAUUCUUAUAAGACAGAAAUAUUACAAACGUAACAAAUAUUGGAAAGUCUUUAACCGGAGGGGAGAACUAAUUUAUCAGAGAAUUCCUCCUGGAGUAAAAUUCUUUGAGUGUAAUGUGUGUGGGAGUGCUUUUAAAGAAAAAAAAAUGCUCCAAAAACAUGAAAAAAUUCAUACUGAAAAGAAACGUUUUGAAUGUAAUAAAUGUAGGAAAAGUUUCAGCCGAAAAGAAAAUCUUAUUACUCAUAAGAGAACUCAUACUGAAGUAAAAUCCUUUGAAUGUGAUGACUGUGGGAAAAGUUUCAAACGAAAGGUACAUCUUGUUAGACAUCAAAAAAUUCAUACUCGAGUGAAAUCAUUUGAAUGUAAAGAAUGUGGGAAAAUCUUUGGUGAAAGGGGACACCUCAGUGCCCAUGAAAGAACUCAUACUGGAGAGAAAUCUUUCCUGUGUAGGGAAUGUGGGAAAACUUUCAGUGAGAGUAAAGCUCUUAAAAGCCAUGAGAAAAUUCAUAGUGGAGAGAAACCCUUUGAAUGUGAUAUAUGUAGGAAAGCCUUCAGUCAGAAGGGACACCUGAUUUCUCAUCAGAGAACUCAUACUACAGCAAGACCUUUUGAAUGUAAUGUAUGUAAGAAAUCCUUCAGUCAGAAGGGACACUUGGUUUCUCAUCAGAAAACUCAUAAAUGUAAUGAAUGUGGGGAAAUCUUUAGUGAUAGUAAUGUACUCAAAGACCAUCAGAGAACUCAUGCUGCAGAGUUCUAUGCAUGUGAUAAAUGUGGGAAAGGCUUCAUACAGAAAUCAUACCUUGUUAAACAUCAGAGAACUCACAAUGAAGAGAAACGAUUUGAAUGUAAUGAGUGUGAGAAAGUCUUUCGUACAAAGGAACACCUUGGUACACAUCAGAAAACUCAUACAGGUGAGAAACCUUUUAACUGUAGGGAAUGUGGGAGAGGCUUCAGCCAGAGGGAAAAUCUUGUCAAACAUCAGUCAACUCAUACUGGGGAGAAACCAUUUGAAUGUAAUGUUUGUAAGAAAUCCUUCAGGCAGAGAGCACACCUGGUAUCUCAUCAGAGAAUUCAUACUGGAGAGAAACCCUUUGAAUGUAAUGAGUGUGGGAAAGCCUUUAGUGAGAGGCGAACCCUUAAUAGACAUAAGAAAACUCAUUCUGGAGUGAAACCUUUUACAUGUAAUGUAUGUAAGAAAACCUUCAGUCGAAGGACAGGCCUUAUUGUCCAUCAGAAAAUUCAUACUGAAGAGAAAGUUUUUGAAUGUAAUGUAUGUAGGAAAUCAUUCAGUCAGAGGAGCCAUCUACUUUCUCAUCAGAGAUCUCACGCUAGAGAAAAAUCUUUUGAAUGCAUUGAAUGUGGACAAACCUUUGAUAAGAAAGAGAUACUGGAAAAUCACCAGAAAAGUCAUGCUGAAAAGAAGCCCUUUACAUGUGAUGAAUGUGGGAAAGGUUUCAUGAGGAAGGCAUACCUUGUUAGACAUCAGAGAACUCACAUUGGAAAGACACUCUUCAAGUGUAGUGAAUGUGGGAAAGCCUUUGGCCAGAAGGUACAACUAAUUUAUCAUCAGAAAGUUCAUGCUAACACAAAAACUUUUGAAUGUAGCGAGUGUAAGAAAGUCUUUGGUGACAAGGUACUCCUUAGUAGACAUGAGAAAACUCAUUCUGUUGUGAAACCUUUUAAAUGUAAUGAAUGUAAGAGAGCCUUCAGCCAAAGGACAAGCCUCAUUAUCCAUCAGAGAUCUCAUUCUGGAGAGAAACCUUUUCCAUGCAAUGUAUGUGGGAAAUUUUUCACCCAAAAGACAGUUCUCAUUUCUCAUCAGAAAAUUCAUUCUGGUGGGAAACCCUUUACGUGCAAUGAAUGUGGGAAAGGUUUCAUCCAAAAGAUAGUUCUCAUUAGCCAUCAGAAAACUCAUACUGCAGAAAAACCUUUGACUUGUAUUGAAAAAAUGAUUUGUACUGAAAAACUAGUGACUUGUACUGAGAAAGUGACUAGUACUGAGAAAGUGACUAGUACUGAGAAAGUGACCAGUACUGAAAAAGUGAACAGUACUGAAAAAGUGAACAGUACUGAAAAAGUGAACAGUACUGAAAAAGUGACCAGUACUGAAAAAGUGAACAGUACUGAAAAAAUGACCAGUACUGAAAAAGUGAACAGUACUGAAAAAGUAGAAACCUCUAGUAAUAGUAAAAUACCCCAAAGCCAACCAAAAACUAAUUCUGGAGAGAAGCGAUUUUGUUGUGGUGAAUGUGGGAAAGGCUUUUGCUGGAGAGCAAACCUUAUUAGACAUCGGAAAAUUCACACUGGGGAGAAACCCUUUGAAUGUAAUGAAUGUGGGAAAGCCUUCAUUGAGAAAAAUUAUCUCGUUGCCCAUCAGAGAAUUCAUACUGGAGAGAAACCCUUUGAAUGUAACGAAUGUGGGAAAGCCUUCAGUCGAAGAACAAAUCUUAUUACCCAUCAGAGAAUUCAUACUAAAGAGAAACCUUUCCCAUGUAAUGAGUGUGGAAAAGCCUUCAGUAGGGGUAAAGCCCUCAAAAAGCAUCAGAGAAUUCAUACUGGAGAGAAAUUUUUUGAAUGUAAUGUAUGUAAGAAGGGCUUCAAUCAUCGGGGCCACCUGGUUUCUCAUCAGAGAACUCAUAAGAAAGAGAACCCUUUCUCAUGUGAUCAAUGUGGGAAAGUCUUUAGUCGAAGGACGGUUCUUGUUAGACAUCAGAAAACUCAUUCUGGAGAGAAACCUUUCUCGUGUAGUGAAUGUGGCAAAGCUUUUGGUGAAAGUGAAACCCUCAAAAGGCAUUGGAGAGUUCAUACUGGAGAGAAGCCCUUUGAAUGUAAUGUAUGUAAGAAAGCUUUUAGUCAGAAGGGACACCUGCUUUCCCAUCAGAGAACUCAUUCUGCAGUGAAACUUCUUGAACAUAGUGAAAAUGGAAAAACUUUUCAUAAGAAGGAUAAUCUUAAUGCCCUUCAGAGAAGUCAUACUAGAGACAAACCUUUCGCAUGUAUUAAAUGCAAGGAAGCCUUCAGUGAUAUUAAAGAAUUCAAAAAGCAUCAGAAAAUUCAUACUGAAGAGAAAUCUUUGGAAUGUAAUAUUUGUAAGAAAGCCUUUAGCCAGAAGGAACACCUGAUUUCUCAUCAAAAAACUCAUACUGCUGUGAAACUCCUUGAACAUAAUGAAGGUGGGAAUACCAGUGAGAAGGAUCGUUUUACUACUCAUCCGAGAACCUAUACUGGGGGAAAACCUUUUGCAUGUACUGAAUGUGGGGAGACCUUCAGUGAGAGUAAAGAUUUCAAAAAACAUCAGAGAACUCAUAGUGGAGAUAAGUCUUUCAAACAUCGUGAAGGAAGGGAAGCCUUCAGCGAGCGUAAAGACCUCAAAAAACAGCAGAGAACUCAUAGUGGAGACAAAUUUUUCACGUGCCUUGAAUGUGGAGAAGACUUCAGUGACAAUGAAGCCCUCAAAAAGCAUCAGGAAAUUCAUAUUGAAGUGAAACCCUUUGAAUGUAUGGUGUGUAAGAAAGCCUUUAGUCAGAAGGAGCACCUGAUUUCUCAUCAAAGAAUUCAUACCUCGGUGAAACUUCUUGAACGUAAUGAGGGUGAGAAAACCUUCAGUGAGAAGGAUCAUCUUAUUACCCAUCAGAGAACGCAAACUGGGAGAAAACCUUUCACACAUUGUGAAUGGGGGGAAGCUGUCACCGAGAGUAAAGACCUCAAAAAACACCAGAAAACUCAAAGCGAAGACAAAUCUUGCACAUGCCAUGAAUGUGGGAAAGCCUUCGAUGACAUUGAGGCCCUCAGAAAGCAUCAGAAAAUCCAUACUGGAGAAAAGCCUUUUGAAUGUAAUGUAUGUAAGGCAGCCUUUAGCCACAAGGAACACCUGACUUUUCAUCAAAAAACUCAUACCUCAGUGAAACUCUUUGAAUGUAAUGAAUGUGGGAAAACUUUCAAUGAGAAGGAUCAUCUUAUUACCCAUCAGAGAACCCAUCCUGGGAGAAAACCUUUCAUAUGUAUUGAAUGUGGGGAAACCUUCAGUGACAAUGAAGCCCUCAAAAAGCAUCAAACAACUCAUUCUGGAGAGACCCGCUUUGAAUGUAAUGUGUGUAAGAAAGCCUUUAGCCAGAAGGAAUACCUGAUUUCUCACCAAAAAACUCAUACCUCAGUGAAACUCUUUGAACGUAAAGAGAGUGAGAAAACUUUCAGUGAGAAGGAUGCCCUUAGUACCCAUCAGAGAAUCCAUACUGGAGGAAAACCUUUCACAUGUAUUGAAUGUGGAAAAACCUUCAAUGAGAGUGAGACCCUCAAAAAGCAUCAAACAACUCAUUCUGGAGAGACUCGCUUUGAAUGUAAUGUGUGUAAGAAAGCCUUUAGCCAGAAGGAAGACCUGAUUUCUCACCAAAAAACUCAUACUUCAGUGAAACUCUUUGAACGUAAAGAGUGUGAGAAAACUUUCAGUGAGAAGGAUCCCCUUAGUACCCAUCAGAAAGCCCACAUUGGGGGGGAACCUUUCAUAUGUAUUGAAUGUGGGGAAACCUUCAGUGACAAUGAAGCCCUCAAAAAGCAUCAAACAACUCAUUCUGGAGAGAUCUUUGAAUGUAAUGUGUGUAAGAUCACUUUUAGCCAGAAGGAACGCCUGAUUUCUCACCAAAAAAAUCAUUUUUUAGUGAAACUCUUUGAACGUAAAGAGAAUGAGAAAGCUUUAAGUGAGAUGGAUCCCCUUAGUACCCAUCAGAGAAUCCAUACUGAAGAAAAACCUUUCACAUGUAUUGAAUGUGGGAAAACCUUCAAUGAGAGUGAGACCCUCAAAAAGCAUCAAAUAACUCAUUCUGGAGAAACAUGCUUUGAAUGUAAUGUGUGUAAGAAAGCCUUUAGCCAGAAGGAAUACUUGAUUUCUCAUCAAAAAACUCAUACUUCAGUGAAACUCUUUGAACAUAAAGAGAGUGAGAAAACUUUCAAUGAGAAGGAUCCCCUUCAUACCCAUCAGAGGAUCCAUACUGGAGGAAAAUCUUUCACAUGUAUUGAAUAUGGAAAAACCUUCAAUGAGAGUGAGACCCUCAAAAAGCAUCAAACAACUCAUUCUGUAGAGACACGCUUUGAAUGUAAUGUGUGUAAGAAAGCCUUUAGCCAGAAGGAAUACUUGAUUUCUCAUCAAAAAACUCAUACUUCAAUGAAACUCUUUGAACAUAAAGAGAGUGAGAAAACUUUCAGUGAGAAGGAUCCCCUUUGUACCCAUCAGAGGAUCCAUACUGAAGGAAAACCUUUCACAUGUAUUGAAUGUGGAAAAACCUUCAAUGAAAGUGAGACCCUCAAAAAGCAUCAAACAACUCAUUCUGGAGAGACCCGCUUUGAAUGUAAUGUGUGUAAGAAAGCCUUUAGCCAGAAGGAAUACCUGAUUUCUCACCAAAAAACUCAUACCUCAGUGAAACUCUUUGAACGUAAAGAGAGUGAGAAAACUUUCAGUGAGAAGGAUGCCCUUAGUACCCAUCAGAGAAUCCAUACUGGAGGAAAACCUUUCACAUGUAUUGAAUGUGGAAAAACCUUCAGUGAGAGUGAGACCCUCAAAAAGCAUCAAACAACUCAUUCUGGAGAGACUCGCUUUGAAUGUAAUGUGUGUAAGAAAGCCUUUAGCCAGAAGGAAGACCUGAUUUCUCACCAAAAAACUCAUACUUCAGUGAAACUCUUUGAACGUAAAGAGUGUGAGAAAACUUUCAGUGAGAAGGAUCCCCUUAGUACCCAUCAGAAAGCCCACAUUGGGGGGGAACCUUUCAUAUGUAUUGAAUGUGGGGAAACCUUCAGUGACAAUGAAGCCCUCAAAAAGCAUCAAACAACUCAUUCUGGAGAGAUCUUUGAAUGUAAUGUGUGUAAGAUCACUUUUAGCCAGAAGGAACGCCUGAUUUCUCACCAAAAAAAUCAUUUUUUAGUGAAACUCUUUGAACGUAAAGAGAAUGAGAAAGCUUUAAGUGAGAUGGAUCCCCUUAGUACCCAUCAGAGAAUCCAUACUGAAGAAAAACCUUUCACAUGUAUUGAAUGUGGGAAAACCUUCAAUGAGAGUGAGACCCUCAAAAAGCAUCAAAUAACUCAUUCUGGAGAGACAUGCUUUGAAUGUAAUGUGUGUAAGAAAGCCUUUAGCCAGAAGGAAUACUUGAUUUCUCAUCAAAAAACUCAUACUUCAAUGAAACUCUUUGAACAUAAAGAGAGUGAGAAAACUUUCAAUGAGAAGGAUCCCCUUCAUACCCAUCAGAGGAUCCAUACUGGAGGAAAAUCUUUCACAUGUAUUGAAUAUGGAAAAACCUUCAAUGAGAGUGAGACCCUCAAAAAGCAUCAAACAACUCAUUCUGUAGAGACACGCUUUGAAUGUAAUGUGUGUAAGAAAGCCUUUAGCCAGAAGGAAUACUUGAUUUCUCAUCAAAAAACUCAUACUUCAAUGAAACUCUUUGAACAUAAAGAGAGUGAGAAAACUUUCAGUGAGAAGGAUCCCCUUUGUACCCAUCAGAGGAUCCAUACUGAAGGAAAACCUUUCACAUGUAUUGAAUGUGGAAAAACCUUCAAUGAGAGUGAGACCCUCAAAAAGCAUCAAACAACUCAUUCUGUAGAGACACGCUUUGAAUGUAAUGUGUGUAAGAAAGCCUUUAGCCAGAAGGAAUACUUGAUUUCUCAUCAAAAAACUCAUACUUCAGUGAAACUCUUUGAACAUAAAGAGAGUGAGAAAACUUUCAGUGAGAAGGAUCCCCUUUGUACCCAUCAGAGGAUCCAUACUGAAGGAAAACCUUUCACAUGUAUUGAAUGUGGAAAAACCUUCAAUGAAAGUGAGACCCUCAAAAAGCAUCAAACAACUCAUUCUGUAGAGACACGCUUUGAAUGUAAUGUGUGUAAGAAAGCCUUUAGCCAGAAGGAAUACUUGAUUUCUCAUCAAAAAACUCAUACUUCAGUGAAACUCUUUGAACGUAAAGAGAGUGAGAAAACUUUCAGUGAGAAGGAUUCUCUUAGUACCCAUCAGAAAACCCACACUGGGGGAAAACCUUUCACGUGUAUUGAAUGUGGGGAAGCCUUCAGUGAGAGUCAAGACCUCAAAAAACAUCAGACAACUCAUAUUGGAGAUAAAUCUUUCACAUGUAAUGAAUGUGGGAAAGCUUUCGGUGACAGUGAGGCGCUCAAAACACAUCAAAAAAUUCAUACUGGAGACAAACCCUUUGAAUGUAAUGUUUGUAAAAAAGCCUUUAGUCAGCAGGAACACUUGAUUUCUCAUAAAAAAACUCAUGUUUCAGCGAAAUUCUUUGAAUGUAUUCAGUGUGAGAAAACCUUCAGUGAGAGGGAUCAUCUUAUUAUACACCAGAAAAUCCAUGCUGGGAGAAAACUUUUCUCACGUCGUGAAUGGGGGGAAGCCUUCAGCGAGCGUAAAGACUUCAAAAAACAUCAGAGAACUCAUAGUGGAAAGAAAUCUUUCACAUGCCACGAAUGUGGAAAAACCUUCAAUGAGAGUGAAGCCCUCAAAAAGCAUCAGAAAAUUCAUACUGGAGAGACACGCUUUGAAUGUAAUGUGUGUAAGAAAGCCUUUAGUCAGAAAGAGCACCUUAUUUCUCAUCAGAAAACUCAUACCUCAGUGAAACUCUUUGAAUGUAACGAAUGUGGGAAAACUUUCAAUGACAAGGAUAGUCUUACUACUCAUAAGAGAACUCAUAGUGGAGAGAAAUCUUUCACUUGUAAUGAAUGUGGGAAAGCUUUCAGUGAGAGUGAAGCCCUCAAAAAGCAUCAGAAAAUUCAUACUGGAGAGAAAUCCUUUGGCUGUAAUCAAUGCGGGAAGGCCUUUGGUGAGAAAGAACACCUUAUUACACAUCAGAAAACCCAUACAGGAGAGAAAGCCUUUGAGUGUAGUGAAUGUGGAAAAAGCUUUAGCCGGAGGGAAAACCUUGUUAGACAUCAGAUAAUUCACACUGGGGAGAAAUCUUUUGAACGUAAUAAAUAUAGGAAAUCUUUCAGCCAGAGGAUGCACUUCAUUUAUCAUCAGGGAAUUCAUGCUGGAAAGAAACCUUUUGAAUGUAGUGAGUGUGGUAAAGCCUUUAGUGAAAAGCGAACCCUUAAUAGACAUCAGAAAACUCAUACGGGAGUGAAACCCUUUAAAUGUAAUGAAUGUAAGAAAUCCUUCAGUCGCAGGACAAUCCUUAUUAUCCAUCAGAGAACUCAUACUGGAGUAAAACCCUUUAUGUGUAAUGAAUGUGGCAAAGCCUUCAGCCAAACAGGACAUGUCAUCCGACACCAGAGAACUCAUACUGGAAUGAAACCAUUUGAAUGCAAUGAAUGUGGCAAAUCCUUCAGCGAGAAGGAUCAUCUUAUUACCCACCAGAGAUCUCAUACUGGAGAGAAACCCUUUGCGUGUAAUGAAUGUGGGAAAGCCUUUAGCCGAAGGACAAUCCUUAUUACCCAUCAGAGAACACAUACUGGAGUGAAACCCUUCGAAUGUAAUGAAUGUAGGAAAGCUUUCAGCCAGCGGGGACAUCUCAUUUAUCACCAGAGAAUUCAUACUGGAGAGAAGCCCUUUGAAUGUAAUGAAUGUGGAAAAGCCUUCAGCUGGAGAGCAAACUUGCUUACUCAUCGGAGAACUCAUACCGAAGCCAAACCCUUUGCGUGUAAAGAAUGUGGGAAAACUUUCAUUGAGAGGCAAACGCUUUUUAGACAUAAGAGAACUCAUGCUUCACCAAAGUCCUGUUCGGCGUAAUGGAUUCGGAUAGGCUUUCGGUGAGAGGCAGACCAUCAUCAGACAGAAGAGAAAGAAUACGGAAUUGAUAGCCUUUGAUUUUUUAUUAAUAUGGGAAAGUCUUUAGUGAGAAUAAAGUACUAAAAAGCCACCAAAGAUGUCAGACUGGAGAGAAAGGGAACUGUUCCAGGGAGAAUUACUGGAUUAUUUGAACACUUGACAAGAUGGUCUGGUUGAAAGCUAGAUAUUAUCCUAUAUGUAUACACACACACAUAUAUAUAAACAUAUAUAUGUACGUGUAGGAUAAUAUAGGAUAUAUAUCCUAUACAUAUGUAAUCCCAGUGCAAUUUGCACUCAUUCACCAAUCAUGACUCUUACCUGCUUUUUCUGCCCCCACUUCCAAUUUGUUUCCACCUGCCUUUCAACACCAAACUGGAGGUCCAGUAGACAUCUUAAACUAACUAUCUCCAACCCACAACUCAUGUUUUUCCCUAAACCUUUCCUCCUCCUACCUUCCCUAUUAUCUAUCCACCAAUCUCUCCGGCUCAUAACCUAGGAGUCACCUUGAACUGUCUCAUGUGUCCUCCCCCUGCCCCGGGUAUCCCAAGCUAUUGCCAAAAUCUGUUGAUUUUACUUCUGUCACAUCUCAUUGGUGCCCACUUCUCUCUGACACUGCGCCACCAUGGUAGUGCAGACCCUCAUCACCUCAGACCUGGACUAUUGCAAUAGCCUGCUGGUAGGUCUGACUUCAUGACGAUCCACCCUUCCUUCAAUGAUUUUCUCAAAGUGAAGGUCUGCCCAUGUCCUUCCGAAAACUCCAGCGGCACCUGUUGCCCCUAUGAUCAGAUACAAAAUGCCCUGUUUGGCAUUCAAGCUCUUCCUCACCCAGCCCCUUGUACUUUUUUAGUCUUAAACUCACCCACCACCAUGUUCUCGCUGAUCCGGUGACCCUGCUCUCAUGGCUGUUCCAUGAACAAGACCCAGCCUUCUCCUGGGCAUUUUCCUGGUUUCCUUUAGUCCCAACUAAAAUUCUGUCUUUUCCAAGAAGCCUUUCCCAAAUCCUCUUAAUUCUAGUGCCUUCCCUUUGUUAUUGCCUCCUCAUCCUGUACAUAGCUUACUUUGUACAUAUUUGUAUGUUAUCUCCUCCUUAGGUCGUCAGUUCUUGCGAGCAAGGACCGUCCUUUGCCUUUUUUUUUCUUUUUAUAUUUUGAACCUGGCACACAGUAGGUGAUAAAUGUUUAUCAGUUGACAAAGAAAACACAGCAGAACCCCCAAGGAGGAGUUCAAAAGAUGAGUAGAUCAACUCACUCUAGGACUGGGGUCCUGGUCUCUGGACUUUUUGCUCAUGGGAUGCCCUUGCAGAUAGGGGCAAAAGGGCAGCAACAGGCCUGUGGCAAGGUGGACAGCUGUGUGACUGAAUGGGAUGGAUGGUAUCUUCACAUCCCCAGAUACCAUUAGGGACAGUAGAAUUCCACAAAUCAGUGGAGCAAAUGUGACUGAGUCAGGAUUUGAUUUCUCGAUCAUUUUCCCCAAAUUACUGCAAUCUUUUCUGUUUACUUAAGGGUAAAUUUACCCAUGUUUUCUUUCAUUUUAUUUUUUAUUCUAUGUAACAGCAAAAUCAAAGAUGAAAGCAAGAAUAAAAUCCAUGUAGAAACACUAAGUUUUAUUUCUAGUUAAAACAAAUGUGUAUAUUUUCACAUGACCAAAAAAGGUCUCUGCUUCCGUUGCCACUGCGCUUCAGCUGCUUUUCCCCUUUGCCCCUGUGAACUUCCAUUUGGGGAAGGGUCUAGACCAGCCAUCUUUUGUUCUCUGAACUUUAUCACCAGGUUUGCUCUCUACCUUUUCAGUUUCCUUUUAUGUGUUGUCUUAUUAGAAUGUAAACUCCUUGAGGGCAUGAACUGCCUUUUUGCUUCUCUUUGUAUCCCCAGUACUUAGCACAGUGCCUGAUACAUUGUAAGUGUGCUUAAUGCCUGUUGACUUUUGGAUAUUUUCUUUAUAUUUAUAUCGAUGUGAUAUUGUUGUUCCUUAUAUAAUCAUCCUCAGUGGGUAUAUUGUUCUUAGUCUUUACUCUUCACUUUGUAUUAUUUCAUACAAAUUUUUUUCUUUGGAAUUAUCAGAUGAGAUGAUAGUAGAUAUUACGAAUACCUGAUUUCAGAUCUGACCGCAGAUGCUUAUUAGCUGUGUUACCCUGGGUGGGUCAUUUGGUUUCAGCUUCCUCAACUAUAAAAUGGGGAUAAUAAUAGUACCUACUUCCCAGGGUUGUCAUGCGGAUCAAAUGAGAUAUUUGUAAGUUGCUUGACAGAGUGCCUGACGCGUGUAACCUGGCACUGUGUAAAUGCGAGCUUCUAUCAUCAUCAUCUUCAUUAUUAGAUGUGUCGUAUCUUAGGACACGUCAUUAUUAUAUUAUUUUCAUAAAAAUGUGUUUACUCAUUUCCCUCAAAGAAAAUGAAGAGGGAUUUUGCUAUUAAGAAUAAUGCUUCUAUGAGUAUUUUUGUGCAAAUAUCUAUAUCCCUGUUACUGCUAUUGUAUCCUAAUGCAUGAGAUCUGUGUAAAUGCUAUUGGGCAUGGGACUGAAUUUCUAUGGCUCCGAGAUAGAUUCAGGUCUUUUUUUUCAUUGGAAAAGUCCCCGACAUCAGCCUGAUGCAUCAUAUGCCAUCAUUGGCACUUCUGCGGCCAUCUUCUGCUAUUGGUGGACCCACAGUUACUCUCAUAGCUACCAGCCCUUCUUUUGCCAAGCUAUAUUAUUCAUUUGUUUCAUUCUAUCAUUUUUUUUCCCCACUGUGGCUUCUAUAUUUCUUGUACUAGAAAAACUCAUUAAGAUGACAUGGUCACGCUGAUUUUUUCAGUGUCUUAAAAAGCUGACUUGCUAGAUAGCAACAAACAUAAUCGUUUCCAUAUACAAAUGAAGAGAAAAAGAGGGGCUUAGGGCCGUCUCUGAGCCUUCCGGUGGUGACCAGACUGCCUAUCUCUUGACCCUAAGCCUUUCCAGAAAGUAUCACGAAUAGCCACCAGCACCAGAGCUCUGCGUCCGUCUUGCCUUCCCCUUUUGCUCAGGCCUCUUGAGUCCUCAGCUUUUUUCUGAUGCGAUGGCGCUCCCUCUGGCUUUACUGCCUCACCUGCCCCUUUCCCCCGAGAUCCUCCAAGCCUUACCAUAUGCUGUGCCUCGAUCCCCUAAAUCCGCCGGCCCCGCCAUCUCAACUACCUGGAUGAAGGUCUGUCGUGUGGGACCCGCUGGCCUUGCCCUCUGCCCCGCUGCUGCACCCGCCUGCUCUGCACCUGAACCGUCUUUGAUGUGUUAAGAGUGUGAGCUCUUCAGGAGCAGAUAGGUCUUGAUUUUUCUAUUUGUAUCCCCAGUGCUAGCCUAAUGCUUGGUGUAUUGUGAGCACUUACUCGAUGUUUAUUUAUAACCGUGAAUCUUUUUAAAAGAUGAAUUCUGAACUUAAACACCAGUUAAAAGCUAGCAUUUCCAUAUUCAUAAUAGAACAGAAACAAGAUUUCAUAUGAAACUGAAUCUCAAUUAUUUUGGCUUGUGUUUGUUUGUAACUAUAUAAUAAAUUAAAAUAUAACUUUCAAA